GUUUUUUUUCAAUAAGUUCUUUUAGAGCAUCGUGCCCCACUGUCCGAAUAAAGUGUGCGCCUAAGGUGUCAUGUGUUUAAGAAUAUACGUAUAAUAGAAAUACUUUCCCAAUCCGUAUAAGAGGAAAGAAGGGUCCGGCAAUAAGCAGUAGAAGAAUAACCCGCAGAAGAAGUUUAAUCGCUUCCAGAGAUCGGAGCCAGACAAAGAUAAGACUCCACGGCGGCACGAUCGGGAUGAUCCAAACGGGUCAAAAAUGAGUCAAAACUUGUAAAACCCCGGUUUUGGCCUUGUUACUAAGGAGAAAUUGACAUACUUAGCAAACAGAGAUAGAAUUAUUUCAAAAAGAGAUCAGGAAAGAGCCAUUUCCCAACCAAAUAAAACAGGAAAGCAUGAGGCUCGAAGCCCUUUCUCAUUUCGAAUUUCAUCUUAGUAUCGGUAAUGCCCCGCCCAAAAGUAUUUCAUCGCAAUCACACGCUAGCUUGGUUGGAAAAGCUCGUUUGCACCCACUAACUAAUACCUUCUCGUCAGUAUUGAAUUCUCCAUGCUUUCGCCUUGCUUUGUAGUCAUUUUCUAUGAGUAAUCGGUCCGAACUCAAUUUCAAGAAAAAACUCUAUCUCGCCUGUGGCCAAAAGUAGUGAAAAUGGUAUUUAGCUUAGUCAAUAUACAACACAACUGCUGAUUCUUCGCGAGAUGAAAACCCUUUGUCCUCCGUCUGCAGGGGCAAUUCCUGAGAAAAGUGCUACUAGCCCUUGUUUUGGUCAUGUCCACAGGCCUUUCCAUUCGUCUUUAUUCGUCUUUCUUUCGGCAAUCUAUGCAUAAUUCUACUUCUUGAACCACCGAAUCCGCUUUUGAAAAUGGAUAACUAGCUCCAUUCUGCGUCAAGUACUAAGGAUGGGCCCAAAGCACACUUUUGAAAGGCAUCGGUCACCUUAAAAACCCAAAAAGUAGGAAGUCUAGCGUGCUUCUUUAGUGCUGCUCUUCGAUCAGAUGCUUUCUCAUUGAACGAGGCAUAUUAAAGUGAAAGAAGUUCCAGGUCGAGUCCCGAGAAGGCGAUAGUUGAUUUUGAUCAUGAAGUUGGCACUGGACUUUGGAAUUGAUUCUGGACCCCCACCUGCUCAGGACGCCCCGCCUGCUCAGGACGAUCCCAUUACGGAUUUUCUGGAGGGGGACACGCUUGACCCAGCGCAAAAACGGGAAUUCAGAAAUAUUCUGAAUUUCUUGAAGACCAAAAGCAGAACGAACCUUCAAAAUGAGCGAAUCGUAAUAAAAAGAUGUUGGGGGGGCGAGGGUAGUAGUUACGAAUCCAGGGCAAUCAACCACUAUCUAAAAACCCAGGUUGGACAACUGCGUGCUGGGGGAUUAGCAGGGGAUUUUGUCGUAAAGGAAUUACGGAAAUGGAAAAGGGACUUCAAAGCUCAGAAGAGACGGUCCCACUUCUAUCAGGGCCUUCUCGGGGUCUUGAGCAAUGUUAAUUUGCAUUGAUUGCAAACAGGGUGCGGGAUUCUCUGACGCAAACAAAGAAAAGGUCCCGGAGAAAGGAAUCAGUCUCUUCAGUCCGGCGCAUGCCUCAAAUUCAUUUUUCCUUUGAAUUACUCAUUUUUUUGAAUUUCGCACCGGAAACUUUUCUAGGAGAAGUUCGAAUCCGUUCCGUUCGGAUAUUGAUCGGUCUUGGUUUGACAUGGUUUACGCGUUACUGGUUCCCGGAAGAGUCAAUUUCUCCAUUAGCUAAACCCUUUAUUACCCUACCUUUGGACUCGUAUUUUGUUUGUACACAAUCAACGGAGGCCCCCCCGACAUAUGUUGCAACGUCUUCAAUAGCAUGCUCUUACUUCGUCUUUCCCUUAAUAAGUCAUCAAAUUUGGUGCUUUUCGAUCCCCAGUUGCUAUGGGGAACAAAGGCAGAAAUACAAUAGAAUCCUCCAUUUAAGUGGUUCUCGCUUCUCCUUGUUCCUGCUCCUAACUCCUCCCCGGGUAGUUCCCAAUGUUUGGCACUUUCCAUACUUCGUGGGUGCAACAUCAACAAAUUCGCUCAUGAUCAAGUUACAACCUAAGAUCUAUGACUAUAUUAUGUUAACUGUUCGUAUUUUGUUCAUUCCAUCGGUAUGCUCCCAGGUACCUGUAAUUGUGAUCUGUUUGCCAGAACCAAGGGGUCUUUCUGUGGAAACCUUCACGAGCAAUCGUCGUUUUUUGAUGGUUUUUCCGCUUUUCACAGCUGCUCUUUCCACACCCCCGGAUAUCUGGUGCCAAACCGUCGCCCCUUUCCUUAUAUAUUCGAUAAUCGAGUUUGCUAUCUUUGUGGCAUUGAUUGUACAAGUUCGUGAAGAGGGCUGGACGAGUAGAAUGAGGGAAAGCGGCUCGAUCGAGAAAAAAGAGGAGUAGACUAGAAAACCUAGAACUUAAAAAGUCACUAUCAAUGAAUUCCCGAGCAAUUCUAAACCAACAUAUGCUCCGUAUAGACGGAAUCUCAGAUAAGAACCUAACAGAAGUUUCGCGACUCCUUCAUGGAAUAUAGGUCUGAGUAUAUAAAUAAUGUCAGUUCGAACCUGACGAGUCGUUAUCAUCUGUUGCCCUAACUGAGUCCAUUAGCUCUUGUUGCCCUUCUAUGGUGGGGAUCCAUAGAGAGUUCGUUUUAUGAAAUAUCUGAUAAAGUAAAAAAAAAAGAGAGACAGGUGGUUGCAACAAUCACAAACCAUAGAAAAAAAUGCAUAUCCCGUGUGUGCUCUAGUUUCGGGUUCUCCUAGACCACCAUUAUGAACCAAAAACAACCAUACCUAGUGAAGGGGAGCUCUUCGCAGCUGUCAGUGGAAAGAUGGAAAUUGGUUCUAAAAGAGCCGAGCUAGGGAUAAGAGAUAUGGUUGGUUGGCAGAAUGGAAGGAAUGCUAUUCUAAUGGGAACCGGGAAAAGAAUGGUUCCCAAUACAGGGCCCGAAGAAGAGAGACGAAAGGAAGUAGUGAAAGAAGAAAUAAAGUACGCGGAUCAAAGUGAAAAAUCACAUAGCUACUAAGUCAAAACGUCCAAUGAGAAUGGAGAUCAAGAGGGACAUGAAAUCCAUUAGCAGCUCUAUCAGUUAUUUCAUUAUUAGCAUUCCUUAACCAAUA
Hordeum vulgare subsp. vulgare (domesticated barley) is the source of this 3097-nucleotide messenger RNA. RefSeq lists its product as uncharacterized. NCBI's taxonomy places the organism in Eukaryota, Viridiplantae, Streptophyta, Magnoliopsida, Poales, Poaceae. The transcript has a single exon. The record is from RefSeq and is a predicted model, not a curated record. Gene Ontology annotation, biological process: intracellular protein transmembrane transport; protein transport by the Tat complex. The coding region runs from base 1563 to 2378 and encodes 271 amino acids. Gene Ontology annotation, molecular function: proton motive force dependent protein transmembrane transporter activity. Gene Ontology annotation, cellular component: membrane; TAT protein transport complex.